Molecule: messenger RNA, 3070 nt
Organism: Diachasmimorpha longicaudata
Lineage: Eukaryota; Metazoa; Arthropoda; Insecta; Hymenoptera; Braconidae
Gene: PpD3
Product: serine/threonine-protein phosphatase 5
Exons: 7
Coding region: 276-1745 (489 amino acids)
Molecular function (GO): hydrolase activity; protein binding
Source: RefSeq, a predicted model, not a curated record
AAAUGAACAACUUCAAGUGACUCGGUUGUGUUAUGCCUGUCCAUGGGCUCCAGGAGAAUAUCCAUCAGUUAUAAAACCGACAAGUUUCCCUGAAAACACCGAGGAAUUAAUUGAAUAUUAAUUUAAGUGAACGUAAAUCAACCAGAUUACAUACGUAAUUCUCUAAAAAAUAUAAUUCCAUUCAUCGGGAUUUUUUACUGAUAUCGACGAGGAAGUCGUUGAAAUCGUUAGGUUAAGAGUUUUUUUAAAUUUUCAUUUUUUAUUCUUUUGCUAAAAUGAGUGAAAAUCAAGAAAUUAUUGGAGUUGAAAACUCUGACAAUGUCGCAGAGGCUGAGAAAUUCAAGGAGGCAGCCAAUGAUUAUUUCAAGAAUCAAUGUUACGAGAAAGCCAUAGAAUUUUACACAAAGGCUAUAGAAUCAAAUCCAAACGUAGCAACUUAUUAUGCAAAUCGUAGUUUUGCAUACUUGAGGACCGAAUGCUUUGGUUAUGCUCUCACCGAUGCAUCUAAGGCCAUUGAUUUGGAUAAAAAUUAUGUCAAAGGUUAUUACCGACGUGCUGCUGCUUACAUGUCCCUGAGUAAAUUCAAACAGGCACUCAAAGAUUUUGAAACAGUCACCAGAGCGAGACCCAAUGACAAAGAUGCUAAACUUAAGUAUACUGAGUGUAAUAAAAUAGUUAAGAAGAUUGCAUUUGAAAAAGCUAUUUCUACGGAGGAAAAUCAAAACAAUAUUGCCGGCAGUAUUGAUUUGGAAGCAAUGACAAUCGAAGACAACUACAACGGUCCCCAGCUGGAGGAUGGCAAGGUGACAGUGAAAUUUAUGCAGGAGCUCCUGGAAUGGUACAAAGACCAGAAGAAACUCCCCAGAAAAUAUGCUUACAAAAUUCUCCUUGAUGUAAAAGCCUGGUUCAUGGCUCAACCGAGCUUGAUUGAUGUGCCCAUACCGGACGACAGCAAAUUCACGAUUUGUGGGGAUAUUCAUGGACAAUUCUAUGAUCUACUCAAUAUAUUUGAACUCAAUGGUCUGCCAUCGGAGGUCAAUCCUUAUUUGUUCAAUGGUGAUUUCGUUGAUCGAGGGUCAUUCUCAGUUGAAUGCAUCUUUACACUUUUUGGAUUUAAAUUAUUGUAUCCAAAUCAUUUCUUCAUGUCUAGAGGGAAUCAUGAAUCGGAGAUGAUGAACCACAUGUACGGUUUUGAUGGAGAAGUAAAAGCUAAGUACACAGGACAGAUGGCUAAACUCUUUACGGAAGUCUAUAACUGGCUACCCCUAGCUCACUGUCUCAAUAAUCGAGUAAUGGUGAUGCACGGGGGUCUCUUCUCGCGUGACAACGUUACACUGAAGGAGAUUCGAGAAAUAGACAGAAACAGGCAGCCUCCAGAUGAAGGUGUUAUGUGUGAACUCCUCUGGUCUGAUCCCCAGCCACAACCUGGACGUGCGCCUAGUAAAAGAGGCGUUGGAGUACAAUUUGGACCUGAUGUUACUCAUAAAUUUUUAGAACUCAAUGGACUCGAUUAUGUAGUCAGGAGUCAUGAAGUCAAGAAUGAAGGAUACGAGGUCAGCCAUUAUGGCAAAUGUAUCACAGUUUUCUCAGCUCCAAAUUAUUGCGACACAAUGGGUAACCAAGGUGCCUUUAUAACCCUAACUGGUAAAGACAUGAAACCGAACUUCACGACUUAUGAAGCAGUGCCUCAUCCAAAUAUCAGGCCAAUGCAAUAUGCCACUAAUCUACUAAAAUACAUGAUCUAAAGCAGUGAUGAAAAACCCUUAGGAACUUAUUGUUAAUAAAUUAAUAACGAUUGAUGAAUAAGAUUUUUUUCGAGUAGAUUGAAAGUGUUCGUAAUAUAUUUGAUACCAACGCCGUGAAAGCGGUGAUUUGUAGUGACAAUUGUCGAGACCGAAUCACUUUCAGAAUUAAUCAUGGAUUGAAAAUUGGAGUGAAGUGAAGAGCGUAAUUGAUUCACACACUUUUUGUAUGAAAUUGAUGACCGAAUGUUCUCAGGUAUUUACUCAACUUACAUUGAUUUUGCUGAGAGCUGUAGACUCAACAGUGACUAUUGUUGGAUGAGGAAAGUUGAAAGGAAAUACAAAGAAACUGCAUUGCGCUGAGAAACAAAAUUUUUAUAAAAUACAAAUUUUGUAAUUAAUUCAAAUGGUUCAUCAACUGAAUAGUGGCAAAAGAAACUGAUGGUAUAAGACAGAAAUAUCGGUUUGAACUAAUCCAAAUAUUGGAUUGUAUGAAAUGGAUUUCUUCAUGGUAUAUUUUGUUUAUUCUAUCGAAUUUAUAAAAUAUAUGUCUUUUGCGACACAGUGGAUUUUAUACAUUUCAAUUUCGAUUUCGUUAAAACAUUACUUUUAUACUAGCAUUUUGUUUCGCGACUAUACAAGUUAAUUACGAUUUUGAGACAAUUAUAACAUAAUUUUUUUGACCUCCCAGUAUAUAGUAAAUAAAAUUUUCCGGUGAAAAAUUAGUAGAAAUUCCAAAGCUAAACUGUUUGACAGUAUCAAAUCCUGUGCGUUGAUUGGCUGAAAUCCCGUGAGAACAACGAAAAUUUGACAUUUCUUCCGCAAAUCAAUUAUUAAUUAAACGAUUGCACCACCAAUGCGUGACAUCGCUCUAUUAUGUUUUACCUAUUCACUAUUCCAGUGCUCUAACAAAGAAAAAACUCAGAACAAAUGUGAACGUAAAAACAAGAAGCGCUUUUUAGAUUGCGUUUUAAAGCCUUAUCAACACUGCAUAAUUUUUUAGUGAUGAAUAUUAACGAGACAAUAGAGUUAGCUCAUUACAAACGAAAGCGUAAUGGUCGCAAUAUCCAAAAAGAAAUAAGUUCAUUGAAAAAUUAUUUCUACUCGCGAUUCGUCAAGAACAUUAAAUUAUAAACAUAUUUCUUAUAUCUGAUGGGAUGGAGGCUUAGGAAUUAAUGGAACUCCAUUGCUAUUCGUCGCGUUAUUUGCGACAGAUUUUUAUACAAAAAUGAAAAAAAAAAAUCUCCAUUGAUGGAUUGAUGGAUUUACAUUUGAUUCGAUUUUUUGUUUUUUUUUUGUUAAUAAAUCAUGUUUAUAAUGCGAAUGAA